GUUCAGUGGCAGAGGGCCAGGGAUGGUCAAGGCUUCAGCUGCUGUGCUGUGACCUCCUUCAGUUCAUUCUGAGUGGCAAAGAAUGCAACAGGAAGCAAAGAACCACUAAUGUGGUAUCAGAAUGGGAUGUUGUUGCACUUUAUGUCUGGUAAAUACCAAAGAGGGAAAGUUUCCAUCCAUGUACCCAGGUCUGAGACAUUCAGUUCCUUUUAGUCAUGGACACAGGUUAUGAGGGCUGUUAGGCGAAGAGCACUAGGGAAUCCUGGACUUCCUUGCAUCACAUCAGGGACUGCUAGGAAUGCAUCAUCCACACCCUUCUUCCUCACUGAGCAAGAGCAGCAGCUGAACCAGGUGGAAAAACUGAAACUUCAGCUACAGAUGAUGACCAAUGACAGGAAUGAACUGUGUGAAUUCCUGGCCCAUUACAACAAUGAGUUGAACAACAGGCUGAAUUCGGAGAAUGAGAUGCAGAACACAGAGCAUAAGAAGGAUAUGUCAGAUGUGAAGAAAUUACCCAAGGAAAUUAGUGAGGCCUUGUACAAGUGCACAGAGCUGAGUGAGAAGACCAAAAUCUACCACACCCUCUACAGUCAGCACCUGAGUGAACAGACUCAGCUGAAGGAAAAAGUGAGAAUCUUGCUAGAGGACAAGAAAAAGCUGCAGGGGGAGCAGAUUUUGCUACAAGAGUCCUGUGAGGAGGCAAAGAGGCUCUGUGAGGAGGCCCAUGAGAAGAUCUAUGACCUCUGGACAAGGCAGCUACAGGAACAUCAAAGACUUGAGGAAAAUCUUCAGUCCCUGCUGAAGCAGAAGGUGCUGUUCACCCGGCAAAGGGACUUGGCAGUAAAGCUGCAGCAUCACUUCACUGUGUCCCAGAUGAGCACCUCUUCAGAAAACUGAGAAGGCUGGAAGAAGCCAGAGACACCUUGAAGGCACAAUAUUCUACACUCCAGGUUCACGGCCUCCUCAGAAAAUGUCACCUCUUUUCAGCUGUGAACUCACUAGUGAGACAAAUAUCAACCUACCAUCAGGCAGUCCAGCCACAGUCUAAUCCACAUCCAUUGGCUCAAUAUUCCCAGAGAAAAGGUUGUAUCACAAAUAGUCUGAGAUUCAGAGGACACAACACAAAUUACUAAGAACCCUGACUACUAUCAGCAUGUGGCCCCAGUGAGGGGCAAAACAAAAUGAAGAGGACAUGUGGGUGAGCAAGAGUUCUUCUGUCAGCUUCCUAUCAAGGGCUUUGACAAGCUGGCUCUAUAGGUGAUGGGAAAAUCUGACAAGGAAGCCUGUGUUAACAUCACACUGCCAUCCACACAGACCACACCCAAAAGCAUAAGAUUCUCUCCAGUGCAGUGCUGAAGCUGACUUGUGCAAGCUGACUUGAAGCCAUGUCAUGUGCAAGUUUUGCUGAGGAUAAUUCACUGCAGAGAAUAAGACAGUUCCUCACCUCAUUUGCUCUCCCAUAAUGAAAUUCCAAGUGAUCCUGAAAUUUGCUUAUUUUUUUUGUUUAUAUGUUGGGAUAUUUAUGCUUUGGAUUUUGGUGUUCUUCGUUUUGGUUUAAGGUUUUGUUAAUUUUUGUUAUUUCUUAUAUUCUUGUCAUUGUUUUAAUAGUUUGCUAAGGCUAUACAUUAUAUAUAAAGACUGCUGUUUUGAAAGCCCCCAUUGAGUAAAAUGAAUGUAUUUUUAUGAAUAAAAUGCAAUUUCAAACUUCACUCUUGUACUCUUCUUUAGGCAGGUGAGGUUUCACACUCCUGUAACCCCUGAACUCACAGGCUUUGAUGUAUCUCAGUA
Messenger RNA from Peromyscus maniculatus bairdii (prairie deer mouse), 1788 nucleotides. The record is from RefSeq and is a predicted model, not a curated record. NCBI's taxonomy places the organism in Eukaryota, Metazoa, Chordata, Mammalia, Rodentia, Cricetidae.